Messenger RNA from Cercocebus atys (sooty mangabey), 1024 nucleotides. RefSeq names its product coiled-coil domain containing 53 (gene WASHC3). Gene Ontology annotation, biological process: actin filament polymerization; exocytosis. The coding region runs from base 184 to 858 and encodes 224 amino acids. The transcript is spliced from 7 exons. Gene Ontology annotation, cellular component: WASH complex. The record is from RefSeq and is a predicted model, not a curated record. NCBI's taxonomy places the organism in Eukaryota, Metazoa, Chordata, Mammalia, Primates, Cercopithecidae.
GGGGGAAAGUUGAGACGCGAUUACCGGGUUGGUCCGGCCCCAUCUGGGAGGGGUUUGUGGGUGAACUCGGGGUCUCCCGCCCGCAGAGGAGAUGGAUGAGGACGGGCUUCCUCUCAUGGGGUCAGGCAUAGACCUGACCAAGGUUUGUAAGAGACGAUACUAAACUCCUCCACUGGGAGGAGGAUGGGGAAGACGCAGCUUCCCGGGGAGACCACACCUUCCGGGUCCCCACUCUGUCACGGCCCCGGGCCCUUCUGCCGGCCUCAGGAGAGAGAGCUCCGCAGUCCACCUUCAAAUGGGGUCCCUCCUGAACUGAUUAAGGAGACGGUGCCAGCUAUUCAACAGAAAAGAACGGUGGCUUUUCUAAACCAAUUUGUGGUGCACACUGUACAGUUCCUCAACCGCUUUUCUACAGUUUGUGAGGAGAAACUGGCAGACCUUUCGCUUCGUAUCCAACAAAUUGAAACAACUCUAAAUAUUUUAGAUGCAAAGUUGUCAUCUAUCCCAGGCCUAGAUGAUGUCACAGUUGAAGUAUCGCCUUUAAAUGUCACCAGUGUCACAAAUGGAGCACAUCCUGAAGCCACUUCAGAGCAACCACAGAGCAGUACACAAGACUCUGGACUACAGGAAAGUGAAGUAUCAGCAGAAAAUAUCUUAACUGUAGCCAAGGAUCCAAGAUAUGCCAGAUAUCUCAAAAUGGUUCAAGUGGGUGUACCAGUGAUGGCAAUAAGAAACAAAAUGAUAUCAGAAGGACUAGACCCAGAUCUUCUUGAGAGGCCAGAUGCUCCAGUGCCUGAUGGUGAAAGUGAAAAAACUGUAGAAGAAAGUUCAGAUAGCGAAUCUUCUUUUAGUGACUAAGCUUAAUUUUGAGAAGAAUUACAUAUGCAUGCAUAGGGGUACAUUUACAUUCGGUAAGAGAUGAGCCUGAACUCUCUUAGUCAUAAGAACAUCGAAUGGCCACAUGUCCACUACCAAGCUUCUUCUAUGUUAAAAAAUAAUAAUAAUAAAGCAUUUUUAACUUGCC